GAAAAUCGUCGAAUCCCGUCAUAAAUACGCAUAAAAGUAACCGAUAUAACAUCACUGUGUUCAAACGAAAAGCAACCAAGGUUAUCAAUUAAUGCGAAAAUUAAAACAAAAAUAUGCUGUGGCCACUAGUGUUUAUGGGUCUAGUAUUCGUGAAGUUGAUAUUUGCACAUUCAUGUAACAAUGACUCGACCCUUCCGAGAAAUCUACGCGAACAAUACAUAGAGUGGUUAGCUGAAACUGCAAUCCAUCCUUCUUUCCAGUUACUACCCGGCAUCUUCAAACAGAUUGGUUUGCAGGACAAACACGCUAGAGAAAUGAGGGGUAAUUUAACACACUCGUUUGGAAAUCGAAGGUGUUCACGGACUUUGAAACAUAAUAGCGAUAAUCUAAACGACAGGUCAUUAUGUCCGUAUCACUUUCUUUUAAGUCACGAUCUAAACAGAUACCCUCCAAUCAUUAACACAGCUAAAUGUACAUGCAGUAAAGUUCGGUAUUUACAAUCGAAUCGAAGGAAAUGUAAUUGUAAAGGGAAGAGCCAUAGUAGGAAAUGCAGAAGAACGUGUAAUAGUAAACGAGCAGAAAAGUUAUUGACACCUCAGUGUACAGAAAUACCGUACAGAUACAAGGUGUUAAAACAGAAAUAUGACGAAAAUGGAAAUACAAUUUGUGACGAAAGAAACAGCUUUCUUUAUGAAAGAACCUAUGAAACUGUUGCCAUUGGAUGUACACCUGUUUUACCUAAAAAGGACACCGAGUCUCCAAACACGAGAGUAGUUUCAGAGAACUAGAUAAUAACUAGAAACAAAACAAAUAUGAAUCUCAAUUAGUAAAGAUUUAAGAACAUCUGGAAAAAAAUUUGAGUCGAGUAUAGGAAUAUAGAAAUAAAAAAGAAAAAUGAAAUGAGAAAAUUGACAUAUGAAAUGACAGCUAUGAAAAAGUUCAGAAACAAAGAGUAACAUUUUGACUGCACUAUCUACAUCUUGAAUAUUCUAUUUCGAUAACAGUAUCUACAUCUUUAAAUAUGCAUUAUGUUUAAGCUUUGUUUUAUUUGUCUAAAAAUCUCGUUAUAACUCCGUCCUAUAAUCUUUACAUUUCACGUAUAAAUUAUUAUUCCAAAUGGGCAUCAGCUAUUCAGGUAAUUUAUUAUAAUUCUUUUACAGUG
Molecule: messenger RNA, 1162 nt
Organism: Ruditapes philippinarum (Manila clam)
Lineage: Eukaryota; Metazoa; Mollusca; Bivalvia; Venerida; Veneridae
Exons: 2
Coding region: 114-788 (224 amino acids)
Source: RefSeq, a predicted model, not a curated record